This is a messenger RNA of Aphanomyces invadans, 1179 nucleotides long. RefSeq lists its product as hypothetical. The transcript is spliced from 4 exons. The record is from RefSeq and is a predicted model, not a curated record. Lineage: Eukaryota; Oomycota; Saprolegniomycetes; Saprolegniales; Verrucalvaceae. The coding region runs from base 7 to 1155 and encodes 382 amino acids.
CGCGGAAUGAAAAUGACGAGCGCGAGCGGAACAGAGUCCGCGUCGCCGACGGCGGUGCCGAAACGGGAGCAGAAGGCCAGACUACGUGCGUACCGCGCUCUGAAGAAGGAAAUGAAGGAGGGAUUGCGGGAGACGCACGCUCAGCUGCAAGCAGAGCUCCAGCAACUUCGAAAACAAAAGCAGCAGGACGGCGGGAAGCUGCCAUGGAAAGACGUCGCGCAAGCUCUGUGUGAGGACAAGGUAGAAGUGCUCGCCCAACAUCGUGAACUGGUCAAGCAAGUGCGACGCCACGAAUCGCUCGUGCAAGCGUUCCAUCGAUGGGUUCUCUCACGGUUCCUUCCGUCUCAGAUUCGAACACUGCCGGACAAUCCGAUGGAACCAUCCUCUUGGCGCCACACUUCAUUGACUCGUCACCCUGAAUCACGGCAUCAUGGCAUGCUCUGGAUGGUGGAUCAUGUGCAACACAACCACGAACGGCUCUUCCAUCUCUACGGAUUCUCGCGCGGAUCGACAAACAAGGAGCCAUUGAACGAGUGCAUGUUCACUUACAAAGAAGGGUUUCAAUCCAUGGUGCGCCAAGCCGAAUUCGUCGUGCAUGCGUCCAUCAGCGACAUCGAUGACCGCAUGGGCAACGACUUCAUGAAGUUCUGGUACGAGAACACCUCCGAUCACCUGCAAAUCGCCACAACGCGGGUGGACGAAGCUGCUCCAGGCGUGUUUUUGAACGAAACUGUGCAAGGGUAUGCGAUAUCGGCAAAAAUUCAGUUGGAUGCGAAUCGUCUCCUGUGCUUUAUCCAAGCAGUCACGGACGAAGAUGAAGGGGAGUGGCCGGUCCAUCGCGUGUCGCAGCCACACAACCGCAUCGUGCUGGUCCUGUUCCACCAAGUCGGGCCGACCACGACGAUCAUUCAGUCGCUGUACCUGUUUCAGAGUAGUAUUCCCGAGCCAGUGGACGUUUUGCUCGACAAGGUCGGGCUCACGCCGCGAGUUGAGACCCUCCUGACCACGCGCCCCCACCAUGUGAAAGAGUACUGUGUGGAAGACCUCAAAUGCAGACUGUACAACCAACACAUGCGGUCAGAUCAAGCGACCAGUAUGCUCGUGUACCGAGAUCGAUGGCGAAGUGUAUUCCGCGGUGUCCACUUCUUGACCUGAAAUACAAGUUGGUCCAGUUGUUGC